AUGAGAUACUCUUUGGAGACCAUCUUCACCUUCGUGCUUCUGGGGAGCACGACUGCAUCUUCGGGACCGCUCCUACUCCCCCAAAUCACCUACCCUUCCAACGUUGGAUGCGGUGAAGUGAACGUCUUCUAUACGGGACUUCCUGCCUAUCAUCCAUACGUGAUUGCGCAGCACUAUGACCCUGUUGAUGUUGACAGGGAACUCCGGAACGACACCGCCGCACUUGUCAAGGCAGGAUUCAAUGUUUACGUUUUGUUCCAAGGCCCGGACCAGCCAAUCACAAAUAUCGCCGACCGAAUGAACGGCACCCACUGGGGUGUGACUGGCGUGGGGUUCGGCCAAAGGGGCGCGACUAUUUUGGACGUCGUCACUCGUUUUGAAGAUAAUCUUCAUCAGUUCCGCGAGAAUGCGCCCUUGACCCCGACGGUAUUCAACUGGGGUCCUACCACGCUGGCCGCCUCUGUGAUCCGACAUGUACCAUUGAAGGAAGACUGUCUCAACAAGCCUGGGAGACUGAUUGCUUAUGAGGAAGUAUGCCCUCCCGAGCUAUGUGAGAAGGUGACCGUCGUCACAUCUGGGAGCCUUGAAGAGCUUCUGAAGGGCAUCGAACACUAA
Molecule: messenger RNA, 615 nt
Organism: Colletotrichum scovillei
Lineage: Eukaryota; Fungi; Ascomycota; Sordariomycetes; Glomerellales; Glomerellaceae
Exons: 5
Coding region: 1-615 (204 amino acids)
Source: RefSeq, a predicted model, not a curated record